This is a messenger RNA of Syzygium oleosum, 1326 nucleotides long. Its product is annotated as chitinase CLP-like. Gene Ontology annotation, biological process: proteolysis. Gene Ontology annotation, molecular function: aspartic-type endopeptidase activity. Bases 1 to 1326 code for a protein of 441 amino acids. The record is from RefSeq and is a predicted model, not a curated record. The transcript has a single exon. NCBI's taxonomy places the organism in Eukaryota, Viridiplantae, Streptophyta, Magnoliopsida, Myrtales, Myrtaceae.
AUGGUGCUUCUUCUUCUUCUUCCUCCUCUUCCUCCUCCUCUCACCGUCAUCUUCAUGCUUCAGCUCGCUCUUGGUACCAUUGCUUCUUCGGCCCAACCCUACCAUGCCCUAGUUUCACCCAUCAUCAAAGACUCGUCCACCUCUCUCUACUCCAUCACCCUCGGUCCGAACGAUGGCGGCGGCUUCGUUAUUGACCUCUCGUCCCCAUUUUCAUGGCGUCGCUGCAGCCCGCGAGAUCGUCUCAUUCCCUGUGCCUCCCAGCAAUGUGUCGCAGCAAGACGCCACCAGCCUGAUCCUGAGUCUUGUCAUCAUCCGAGUAGGCUCCAAAUCGAUGGUGAGAAUAGCUCGAGCUCCAGUCAUCAAGAUUGCGCGUGUACGGUGACAGCAUCGAACCCCAUCGCCGAGUCGUGUGCGUUGUCGAAGCUGUCAGCCCACGACAUAGUGAUUCCGUCGACGGAUGGCCAUAUCCCGAAAGCAAAUAUUUUGGUGAAUGGCGUCCUGUUCGCUUGCGCUCCAGAAUCGUUGUUUCGUUCAUUCCCGUCUGGAUCUUCAGGAAUGGCGAGCCUCUCACCCGGUUCGUUCUCCCUCCCCUCACGAUUCAAGAACGCUAUUGGAGCUACGGUGGUCAACAAGCAGUUCGCAAUUUGCUUGCCGAGCAGUUCUUCAUCCCCCGGAGCGAGCUUCUUCGGAAACGGGCCAUUUUACUUGCUUCCGCCGCCAGGUACAGACGUCACACAGUUCCUCUCCUUCACUUCAUUGCUAAAGAACCCCAUGACGGAGAACAAUCUCGACUACUACAUUGACGUCCGAUCCAUCUGCAUCAAUGGUGAGCCGGCUUCGUUCUUGCAGCGCAUGCUCGAGUUCGACUCUCUUGGCCAUGGCGGGAUCAAGCUGAGCACGGUGGCUCCGUACACGACCCUCCGGAGCCACGUGUACCAGCCUUUCCUCAAGCUCUUUGCCUGGUCGACAAGAGGGAUACCACGUGCACGGAAGGUGAAGCCUUUCGAUCUCUGCCUCAACACGAGCGCGCUAGGGUCGACGAGGGUCGGGUUGCCAGUACCCUGGAUCGAUCUUGUGCUCGGGAACGGGAGGAACUGGACAAUCAUCGGGGCGAACUCAAUGAAGCAAGUGAGCGACAACGUGGCGUGCCUCGCGUUCGUCGACGGCGGGGAGAGGGCCGAGCAAGCAAUGGUGGUAGGGUCGUAUCAGAUGGAGAACAACUUCUUGUUGUUUGAUCUGGUUGGGCAAAAGCUUGGGUUUAGUUCGUCGCUGUUGUUCCGUCAGACCACAUGCUCUAACUUCAAUUUCACAUCUUCGAGUCUAUAG